Molecule: messenger RNA, 1584 nt
Organism: Peniophora sp. CBMAI 1063
Lineage: Eukaryota; Fungi; Basidiomycota; Agaricomycetes; Russulales; Peniophoraceae
Source: the annotation of a GenBank genome assembly
AUGGCUUCCCAAGCCUCUCUUGACGCCUACCAGGCGGCUCGCGCGGAGCUCAUCGCGUCUGACCGUGCGCUUCGCCGUGAUAACGCGCGCAUCGCUACUGCAAGCGACGCUGAGAAGCGCGCCGAUGAGAAGAUACGCGCUCUGCGCGCGAAAGAGGCGCAGGAGAUCUGGAACGACGAGAGUAUCCCUAAUGUGUUUCCUGGGAUGGGGUUCUUGGUCUGCAAGGAUAUCAUCGACCGGACAGAGCUAUUCCAGAUCGUUCGAAAGAUGCCGAAAGGCGCUCUUCUACACGCACAUCUGGACGCCUGUGUAGACAAGUCGAAGCUUCUCGCGUUCGCGUACGAAUAUCCUCAGAUGCACAUCCGCGUAGCGCGCGGCGUAACUCCGGAACGUAUGGCAGAUCAGCUACCUACCUUCGCGCCACUCGCAAUCUCGCCCUUCACAGCCGGCUCGAGCGCCGGGAUGAGUGCCGCACAGGGAUACGUGGGCGAUACAUGGGUUCCCGUCGCAGAGGCUAGGAAGGCGUUUGAUCCUGCGCUCGGUGGACCGGAAGGCUUUGAUAAGUGGAUCCUGGAUACGCAGAUGGUCAACCCCGGAGAGGCGUACGGUACGCACAAUAGUAUCAGGGAGAUCUGGAUCAAGUUUAUUCAGACCUUUGGUGUCACUUCGGGUAUAUUCCGCUUCCGGCCUCUCUUCCGGCGCUACUUUCGACAAGUCUUACUGGACUCGAUUGAGGACGGUAUAUCAUACGUCGAGUUCCGCAUGAACUUCCAGCUCAAGUUCAUGUACGGCGAAGACUGCGAGGAGAACGUCCCUCACCGAGAGUGGAUUCGUGACAUAGAGGCCAUCGGGAAGGAGGUCAAAGCAGAAUUCGAUGCCGCUGGCCGUGGAGACGAAUUCUUCGGAAUCAAAAUCAUCUAUUCCGUCGUUCGACUGCUCUUACCUCAAGAGCUGGAAUGGUACACUGCGGAUGUGCUGGCCCUCAAGAAAGAGUUCCCCGACAUCAUCGCCGGUUUCGACCUCGUCGGAGAUGAGAACGUUCUGCGACCUCUGAAGUACUACCUCCCGCAACUCUUGAAGUUGAAAGCAGACGCGAAAGAGGCUGGCCUCGACCUUCCGCUGAUAUUACACGCGGGCGAAACACUCACCGAUGGCGGGGAGCCAGAUGAGAACAUGUACGACGCGAUCUUGCUCGGUGCUCCGCGCAUUGGACAUGGGUACUCUCUGGUGAAGCACCCGAAGCUGAUGGAAAUUUGUCGCGAGCGUGGUAUUGCUAUUGAAGUAUGCCCCAUCUCGAACGAGAUCCUUCGUCUUUGUUCAUCAAUGCCAGCGCACCCUCUUCCUAUUCUCCUCAACAACGGUAUACCGGUGUCCCUCAACUCUGACGAUCCGGCCGUGUUCAACUCUAUGGGUAUGUCGUACGACUUUUACCAAGUCAUCGUAUCCAGCGAGAUCUCCGGCCUCUCGACUCUGGCGCAGCUAGCUCUUGACAGCCUGCAGUACUCUGUUCUGCCAGACGAGCAGAAGAAACAGGCCAUUGCGGCGUGGGAGAGGAGAUUUGCGAAAUUUGUGGCAGAGUUGUAG